AUGGCGAAGCGCAAAGAGAUCGACAACAACCGGGGGGGAGAGCUUAAGCCCGAGGAGAGUAGCUCUGAAGAGAGCAGUAGUGACGAUGAUACAAACAUGCUCGACGUGGAAUUCGAAUGGUUUGAUCCUCAGCCGGAGCACGAUUUCCAUGGUCUCAAGACAUUGCUGCGCCAACUCUUCGACGUGGAUGCGCAGUCCUUCGAUCUCAGCGCCCUGGCCGACUUGAUUUUGGCGCAACCUCUGCUGGGAUCUACUGUUAAAGUAGAUGGGAAUGAGACAGACCCAUAUGCCUUUCUCACGGUCCUCAAUCUCCAUGAGCACAAGGACACGCCAGUCAUCGAGAAAAUGAUUACCUACAUCAGAGCUCAAGCCAAGCGCACUGGAGCCCUUUCAGAACUGGAUGACCUCGUGGAGAAUGCUGCCAAUGCCCGUAUCGGACUCGUGCUGACAGAAAGACUUGUCAAUAUACCAUCUGAAGUAGUACCACCAAUGUACAAGAUGCUAUUGGAAGAAAUAUCAUGGGCAAUUGAGGAGAAGGAGCCAUACGAUUUCACCCACUAUCUCAUCUUGUCGAAAACCUAUAGGGAAAUUGCUUCGGCGCUAGAUGAAGAGGACACGCCGAAAUCAAAGAAGCAGAAGAAGGCUAGCAAGAAGGGGGCUUCGGAGGUUUUCUACUUCCAUCCUGAGGACGAGGUUCUUCAAAGACAUGCUUUGUGUUCUGGUAGCUACGAAUACUUGGUGGAGGGCGCCAAGUCAGAUUCCAAGAGGACGUUUCAGGAGCUUGGAAUCAAGCCAGAAGGACACAUGAUCCUAAUAGUAGCCAACAAGUUUGAAGCAGCUGUGAAGGGGCUUCAAGAAUACUUUUCUCAGAGCUAG
Molecule: messenger RNA, 876 nt
Organism: Letharia columbiana
Lineage: Eukaryota; Fungi; Ascomycota; Lecanoromycetes; Lecanorales; Parmeliaceae
Exons: 3
Coding region: 1-876 (291 amino acids)
Cellular component (GO): nucleus
Source: RefSeq, a predicted model, not a curated record